AUGAAGAGUUGCAAUUCGUUUCUGUUUUUGGCGGCGGAUCCCUCCCGCACUGUGGGAGGGCCCUUAUUCCUCCCUCCAGCAGGGACGACAGGCUCCAGCGUAGCAGCGCCUACCCGCCGCCGCUCCACCCGCCGUGACGGCGCCCCACCGCGCUCACCAGGUAGCGCCGCGCGCGCUGCUGGCCGCGCGGACAGCACCGGCGAGCAUGCUGCACGCGGAGCAGGUCAGCGCGCCGUUCCCCCUUUUCCCAUGCCUUUCCGCCUUGCGCAUGCAUGUCCGCCUUUCCCCUGCCUUUCCGCCUUGCCCAUGCAUUUCCGCCUUCCCCAUGCCUUUCCGCCUUCCCCAUGCCUUUCCGCCUUGCGCAUGCCUUUCCGCCUUGCGCAUGCCUUUCCACCUUGCGCAUGCCUUUCCGCCUUUCCCAUGCAUUCCCGCCUUGCGCAUGCCUUUCCCCCUCUGCUCAUGCCGUUCUCCCUGCCCAUGCCUUUCCCCCUCUGCUCAUGCCGUUCUCCCUGCCCAUGCCUUUCCCCCUCUGCUCAUGCGUUGCCCCCUUUGCCCAUGCUUUGCCCCGUUUGCUCGUGCCGUCCGUUCCGCCAUGUCAGGGAGAUGGCGGGGGAGGGAGUCGCCACCUCCAUCGAGCUCACCAACUGCCGGCCACGACAUGUGGAGGACAGCAAGAUCGACAUCGGCGACUUUUUCAAGGGCGAUUUACCCAAGAAAUUCCUCAUGCUCCUGGGUCUGCUCGCGCUAUCCCGCGUGGGAAUCUACAUUCCCCUGUGGGGCGUCGAUAUCUCCGCCUUCCAGGAGCAACUGGGGGAGGGCUCAUUCCUGGCCACCCUAGACACGCUCUCAGGGGGCGGGAUUGGAUGGCUGGGAUUGUUUUCGCUGGGCAUCGUGCCGUAUAUCAACGCUCAGAUCGUGUUCCAGCUGCUGGGGACGCUGUACCCUAAGAUUGGGGAUCUGCAGAAGAAGGAGGGGGAGGCGGGGAGGAAGAAAGCGCAGCAGUACAUGAAGUAUAUGGCUGUGGCGUUCGGUGCCCUGCAGGAAGCAGAGCGGCGUUUCUUCUACCUCCCCGCCAACGUGGCACUCAUUGCCUUCUUCAACUACUUCUACACCUUCCUGCAACUCGACCCUGCUGAUGUCAGCGACCAGCUCAAGAGGCAGGGUGCGUCCGUACCCAACACGAGGCCCGGCAAAGCAACAGCCGCACUCAUCACCAAGGUCCUCACCCGCAUUUCGGUGCUCGGGUCGGCGUUUCUCGGCACGAUGGCAGCAGCGCCGGCUCUUGUGGAAGGAAUCACUCACCUCACGGCCUUCCGGGGGUUUGCUGGAACGUCCAUCCUCAUUUUAGUCGGAUGCGCUACCGAUACAGCCAGGAAGGUGCAGGCGGAGCUGGUUUCGCAGAAGUAUAGGACGAUUGAGCUGGAUGAUAUCAGUGCGGGUGGUGGAGGGAUUCCGCCUCCUAGUCGGUCUGCGCGGCGUCUGCCCCUAGCGGGAGACGCCGCCCUGGCAGGGGCAAGGGGGGCAAGGGCGCGGGUGGAGCUGGCGGGGGCGGUGGAGGAGGCGGUGGAGGCGGAGGAGGGAGUGGGGGUGGCGGUGGGAGUGGUGGCGGGGGCGGUGGUGGAGGUGGCAGCAGCGGAGGAGGAGGCGGCGGUGGCGGCAGCGGUGGGAGCGGAGGCAGCGGUGGUGGUGGAGGUGGAGGCAGCGGUGGCGGAGGGGGUGGAGCUGGUCGGGGUGGUGCCCCGCAGCGUAGCGGCCCUGGUGGUGGCCAGCGUCAGCAGCAGCAGCAGCAGCAGCAGCGUUCGCGGGACAUCCCCCCGCCCCAGCAGCUCCGUGAGUGGUACACGCAGCGUCAGCGGGUGA
Closterium sp. Naga37s-1 is the source of this 1860-nucleotide messenger RNA. The record is from the annotation of a GenBank genome assembly. Lineage: Eukaryota; Viridiplantae; Streptophyta; Zygnematophyceae; Desmidiales; Closteriaceae.